Molecule: messenger RNA, 2058 nt
Organism: Wallemia mellicola CBS 633.66
Lineage: Eukaryota; Fungi; Basidiomycota; Wallemiomycetes; Wallemiales; Wallemiaceae
Product: MFS general substrate transporter
Exons: 4
Coding region: 122-1948 (608 amino acids)
Cellular component (GO): lysosomal membrane
Source: RefSeq, a predicted model, not a curated record
GCGAAAUAUACUUUAUUAUGCGCGUUCUCCUUCUAAAAAAGGAAAUACCAGCCCGUGGCAGGCAUUCGAAAUGGUGAUGUAAUCACAUCCUCGUUCUUGACCUUGAGGUAUGCAGUGAGAAAUGACAGCCGUCGACGAUAGUUCAAUGAAGUCCGACAACAGAUCGCAAUCAAACAAAAGUAGCGUUUCUGUUCAAACUAACAAUAGGAAUGAUAUAGCUAUACAAACCUCACCCGCACUAUACGAUAAUAAUGAAGCCAGCCAAAAUGGUCUUCUCGCCCCAUCAACAACCUCACUCGCACCGACAGCACAUAAUGGUGUAUACGGCAACAAUUCAAAUAUACGGUCGAGAUCUGUGUCAUUUGCUAGCACAGCUGCACCUUCUCGCGUCGGUGUAAACGAUCCUUACGCCGCGUUCAGAUCAAAAUCAACAAUCUCGCUCGCUUUACCAACUGGUGACGCUAUUGAAAUAGAAGACGAACCUGACCAGCUUCCAACGGAUCAGAAACCUGGCCAGCGUACACCUUCCCCACAGCAACCUUCGACUAAGAUGCAAAUAUUCAGACGGAUGUGCAUCAUCAACCUUGUCGCGUUCAGUUUCGGUAUAGAUUCCACGCUGUGGUUGCCAUCUGUCUACAACUUCAUCCUCACUCUCAGACCGAAUGAUGCGGACAGAUAUUUGGCUGUCACACAAGCCGUCAGUGCAUUGGCACAGUUUAUUGUUUCACUCAGUAUCGGUGUUUUCGCAGCGAAAGUACACUCGCUCAAGUGGACAAUUGUUGUUUGUAUCGCGCUCUCUUUUGCCGGUAACUUCCUCUAUUCUUGUGCAGGUGUGGGCGCGUUAAAUAACGUGGGCGCUAUUAUCGGUGGUAGAAUCCUCUGUGGUAUCGCCUCAGGUAGCUCCGGUCUCGCGAUGGGUUUCAUUGCUAUCAGUACGGCGAAUGUAGACAGAUUGGAAGCACUCUCUCAGUAUCGUACCUAUGCAGGUAUAGCACUCGUUCUUGGACCAGCCCUAAACGCACUCUUUGGUCUUAUCGACAUCAAAAUUGGAAAUUAUACAAUCAAUGAGAACAAUGCGCCAACCUAUUGCUCCUCGUUCAUUAUGGCUUUAUUGGCUAUCCUUCUCGGUUUAUUCCUCAGUAAUAAGACAAAGCCAGCACCAAAUCCUAUCGUUCCAGCUAUUGAAUUCUUCAGAAGAGGUCACUAUGGACCUUCACUCAUCAUUUUGUGCUCCAUGUUAAGCAGUUCUUACGUAUCUGCUUUGAUUCUUUAUGUUUUACCGGACCGUUUAUCCAGUUUCUGGGGAUUCAGUACUGGUGUACAAGCUGGUUUACAGACCGCAGUUUAUGCUGCAGGUUUGAUAGGUAGUUUGCUGUCAUCCUACAUUCGCGACGGACUUGGACGGUUAGUCUUGAGCAUCACCUCAUGGAAGAACGGCGUUGACAAGGUCACACUCCUCGAGAGAGCCAAAGCUGAUGGUGGUGUCAGUGCUGGUGCACCUCUUUACACCGGAAUUGGUCUCGAAAUUCUCCUAGGUAUCGUGUCAUUCCUCUGGGUCAGCCUUGGUUUAAUCGCAAUGAUGAUUUCAUUUGGAUUAGAUUUCGUCUACAGUUCCUCACAAGCAUCAACCGCUGCUGGAUUUUUAAUCGGUUGUGCGGUUGUCAUGGUUGGAUACAACAUUCAAGCGGCGGUUUUACCAACGCUAUUCUCAAAAUCUCUCCCAAAUGACCUUAGAGUCGCCCUCACACCAUGGUACGGUGCUACUGUUGCCAUGGGUAAGAUCCUCGCACCUCUCAUCACGGAAGCGAUCACAAAAGCUACGCCAACGGGUGGAAGAACUGGAGGUAACCAGAUUGGAGGUUACGCACUUGCUUUGGGCGUUAGCGUAAUCGGUGUCAUAACGACAUUUUGGGUCAAAUAUCACCUCUCACACGCAACUUCAUCCUAAUUUCACAUUCAUACAAACAAAGGAUUCUCGUUUAUUCUCGAUGUGGUUGUUUUUCAUUCUAUCGUGUCUAUUGUUUUAAUUUUUGCUUUACUUAAUAUAUGCAUUAUUUU